AUGGAGAAGACGGAGCUGAUCCAGAAGGCCAAGCUGGCCGAGCAGGCCGAGCGCUACGACGACAUGGCCACCUGCAUGAAGGCUGUGACCGAGCAGGGCGCCGAGCUGUCCAACGAGGAGCGCAACCUGCUGUCGGUGGCCUACAAGAACGUGGUCGGGGGCCGCAGGUCCGCCUGGAGGGUCAUCUCGAGCAUCGAGCAGAAGACCGACACCUCCGACAAGAAGUUGCAGCUGAUUAAGGACUAUCGGGAGAAAGUGGAGUCGGAGCUGAGGUCCAUCUGCACCACGGUCCUGGAAUUAUUGGAUAAGUAUUUAAUAGCCAAUGCAACUAAUCCAGAGAGUAAGGUCUUCUAUCUGAAAAUGAAGGGAGAUUACUUCCGGUACCUUGCUGAGGUUGCAUGUGGUGAUGAUCGAAAACAAACGAUAGAUAAUUCCCAAGGAGCUUACCAAGAAGCAUUUGAUAUAAGCAAGAAAGAGAUGCAACCCACACACCCAAUCCGCCUGGGGCUGGCUCUUAACUUUUCUGUAUUUUACUAUGAGAUCCUUAAUAACCCAGAGCUUGCCUGCACAUUGGCUAAAACGGCAUUCGAUGAAGCCAUUGCAGAGCUUGAUACAUUGAAUGAAGACUCAUACAAAGACAGCACCCUCAUCAUGCAGUUGCUUAGAGACAACUUAACAUUAUGGACAUCAGACAGUGCAGGAGAAGAAUGUGAUGCAGCAGAAGGGGCCGAAAACUAGAUGCAUACAGGGUGUCAUCCUCCUUCCCCUCGAGAAACCUUUUUACACGUCUCCAUUCCUAUUCCACUCGGAUUUCCUAUAGAAAGAAACCCACUCCUGUGUAUGGAAUCAGCCGUUUAUAGUCUUUUCACAUUGCAGCUUUGGGAAACUCCAUUCCUUGAUUUGUGUUUGUCUUGGCCUUCCUGGUGUGCAGUUCCUGCUGUAGAAAAGUAUUAAUAGCUUCAUUUCAUAUAAGCAUAAGCAAUUUCCAAACACUUAUGUAGAAAACUAAAACUUAUUCGGUAUUUAAGUAAUCUGAACCAGUUCUGCAAGUGACUGUGUUUUUGUAUUACUGUGAAGAUAUGAAAAUGUAGUUAAAUACAACUUAAAGAGUGUUCUACAUAACUUCUUAAUUUCUACAUUCCCUCCCUUACUCUCCUUUGGGGGUUUCCUUUCAGUAAGCAACUUUUACAUGCUCUUAAUAUAUUCCUUUUUAGUAGGAAUCCAGAAGUAUUAGAUUGAAUGGAAAAGCACUUGACAUUUCUGGGCUGGGGGUCACAUGUUGAAAUGCCUCCGAUACCAUAUAUUAUGGGGGUCAGGUAUAUUGUGACGACAGGGAGUCUCCUUAUUCACUCUUCAUUUGCUGCUGUUUAAGUUGACAGUUUCCCUUCCCAAUAAAAGUUCACUUACAUCUGC
Tupaia belangeri chinensis (Chinese tree shrew) is the source of this 1413-nucleotide messenger RNA. RefSeq names its product tyrosine 3-monooxygenase/tryptophan 5-monooxygenase activation protein theta (gene YWHAQ). The transcript is spliced from 5 exons. Bases 1 to 738 code for a protein of 245 amino acids. The record is from RefSeq and is a predicted model, not a curated record. Lineage: Eukaryota; Metazoa; Chordata; Mammalia; Scandentia; Tupaiidae.